Molecule: messenger RNA, 939 nt
Organism: Lachancea dasiensis
Lineage: Eukaryota; Fungi; Ascomycota; Saccharomycetes; Saccharomycetales; Saccharomycetaceae
Source: the annotation of a GenBank genome assembly
AUGCCCAAGUUUUCGCUAAAUAAUCAGGUCAUAGUCAUAGCUGGUGGCUCGCAAGGUUUAGGAAAAGAGUUUGCCCGCAAGUUUUUUCAGGAAGGAAGCAACAACACGGUGGUGGUGGUUAGCAGAUCUCGCACAAAACUUCAAAAAGCCGUGUGUGAUAUUACUGGUGAAAAAGAAUCUCUUGAGCUCACAAAUGGAUUUCGAACUACUACAAAUGGGGCAAGCUCUCUUGUUUAUGCGGUCUGUGACCUGGCAGAAUACGAACAGGUGGAAAAGUUGCAGGAGCUGUUAGAAUCAUGCUCACUGGUUCCUACUAUAGUGAAGCUGUGUGCUGGAGGCUCGACGCCAGGGCUUUUCAAAGAUUUGAAGGGUCACGAUUUGGAGCUAGGAGUAAAAGUCAACUAUAUGACCUGCGUAAACUUAGCGCACGUCGCCGUUCGCCAUUGGCCCUGUGCGCACUUGGUGUUUUUCUCCAGCGAGGUUGCCUUCUUUCCAUUCAUAGGAUAUUCCCAAUACGCACCACUGAAGCAAUCCAUAAAAGCACUUGUUGCAAUUCUUCGCCAGGAGUGCCCUCAACAACGUAUAUCGUGCGUGUAUCCUGGUAAUUUCGACAGCGAAGGCUAUGUUUUGGAGAACCAAACCAAGCCCUCGAUAACGAAAGAAAUUGAAGGCGCCUCAGAUGCCAUACCGUGCGAGGAGUGUAGCAACCGGAUUGUCCGCUUCUUGAAAUGGGGAUAUGAUGAUAUUACCACGGAUUUCAUCGGGUGGUUUUUGAUGUGCACUGACAUGGGCUUGAACAAGCAGAAUAACGUUUCUAUCGGGUGGCCACUGCAGUGGGUUCUUGGCGUUAUUUGCAACUUAAUUGUGGUUCCUAUCUAUAUGUUGAUCUGCAAGUUUCAGAUCAGGAGCUGGCACAAAGCGCUUGAGAAGCAAGCAUGA